UUUCUUGAUUCACUCUAAGUAACUACACCCAAGCUCGCAAGAACUCGCUCCAGCCGUUUUUGUCAUUCCAAGUACACAUCAGUGGAGCUUGUUGCACUAGGUAUGGAGCCCGUGGAGCUGCAACAAACACCUUCGCGGACGCACUCAGACUCCUCUCGGUUUUCCUCUGGAUCGGUCAGUCUCACGGACCUGUCGGAAAAUUCGAAGUCAACGGUAGACGUUGCUCUAGUUGCGGGACUACCAGCGAGUCACGACAACGAGAACGAGAACGAAGCUUCCUAUUUCCUCCAACUCGAUCGACAGCAUGCAGGACCACAGUCUUCAGAGCGAUCAUCAAGCGAAAACAAGCACCAAACGCGCGCUUCUAGCCGCUCAGUUUUCACGGACUGGUGGGAAGAGCUGGUCUCAGUCGCUAUUGGCUUGGUUUGCACCUUUUCGGCCAUCACCAUAUUGGCAUACAUGGACAGACGAUCUAUGCGCGAUUGGAGACUUCCGAUCCAGCCCAACUCUUUAGUCGCUCUACUCGCGACUUUGACCCGAGCUGCCCUGGUGUAUCCUGUGUCAGAAUGCAUCGGGCAUCUCAAAUGGGUGUAUUUCGAGAGACCGCGGCCUUUAAACUUCAUGAACGCUUUUGACAUUGCUUCUAGGGGCCCCUUGGGUACAUCCAAACUUCUUUGGACAACAAGAUUGGGGUCGCCCUUGGCUUCCUGCGCCUCACUGGUGAUCAUUAUACUGCUACUCUUUCAGCCCUUCAUGCAACAAGCUAUUGAAGUCUCUUCUAGACUGGCGCCACUAUCGAAUGAGACAGCACUCGCUGCACGUACAACAACUUGGUGGCUACAGCUAAACCCAUGGAUGGAGAAUCCGGACAGACGAUUCUGGCCCGCACUUUCGCAUGGUCUGUUUAAGGCAGUGACGAACGAGGACCCUAGCCAACCGAUCAAUACCUAUUGCUCAACCUCGGUGUGCAAAUUUCCCGAAUUUGACACAUUAGCAAUGUGUUCGGUAUGUGAGGACCAAGUAAUCCAGGUCAACGCCUUCAAGGACUUCGAUAACUGCACAUUCUCUUUGAAUGUCACAGACAAACAGGUCAUCAAGCCAACCUUCAGCGAGAUAAGUCACGAGAUUGAAUCACGAAGAUAUCGCGAAAACUUUUACGGCCAUCUUUCAUGCCAAAACAAUCUGCUAUCUUUCGUAUUAAAUCUCAACAAUGGGUACGAGAACUGGAGCAACGAUACUAGUACCUACAUUAGUUUGAGUCUCUUCGGUCGAAAAGAAGGCACAUAUGGAGUGGACUAUGAAACCUACCCAUGGCUUGGGCAAAACCGUCCAUUCGGCUCUGACGCGCCCGUUCGCAGUUUCAAAUCUUGCCGAAAUUCUGCCCCCGACAAAAUAACGCAACACACGUACGAGUAUUGGAACACCGUCCUAAGAUCUGACUGUUUGAACUCAACGAGUGAUCUGCAGAGUUAUGUUUCUGGCAACAAGUUGACCUCCAACUUCGGUACUAUCAACGGCACCCUUACAACCUGUUCUUUGCAACCCUGUGCAAAACGCUACUCAGCAUCGAAGCUAGAGAACACAAGAAUCUCUGCAGAACUCGUUUCUUCUACAACUAAGUUUCAGAACGCGACGAAGCAGAGCGAUACUUAUCUGGAAUGGUCAUCGGAGUAUGCCGUUGACAGCGCAGUCAUCCAGUACUGUGCCGACAAUACAACCGACUGUCAGUACUCUUGGAGAAUGUAUGCUACAAGAGAUCUUGGCGCGGCGAUCAAAAAGAUCCUUGACUCUGAAGAUUUUGUACGAUAUCAAGCAGCGCUGCCGUCGACCUUUGACCACAAUUUCACCACACUCUACCACCGGAUAUCUGACGAGAUAUCUGUACUUAUGCGGAGUUCAGCGAAUCCCAACGCUACCAACAUGACUGGCAUCGCAUAUGGAACAGACAUUUAUGUCAAGGUACGGUGGCUGUGGCUUGUACUUCCCUUACUCACAAUCACUGCAUCAAUGCUAGUGUUGGGUUUUAGCAUAUUGGACAGCAAUAAGAAGAACUAUCUGUUCAAGAACAAGAUCCUCGCAUCUUUUGCAUUCGAACUCGAUGGAUGGGAGAAAGAAGAAUAUAGGGCAGAUCAUGCCUGGGAGAGACAUACUGUAAGGAGACUGGAAGAAACGUCAGAAAGAAUGAUGGCUUCGAUCCACCUUCCUAGCGAGGACGAUGAUGGGUUGAAAUUGAAGAAGGCGUGAGAGAGAUAAAGGAAAAUCAGCUACAUUAUCAAGUCACAAGAAACAAGAGCUAGUGGCAUCU
Molecule: messenger RNA, 2305 nt
Organism: Macroventuria anomochaeta
Lineage: Eukaryota; Fungi; Ascomycota; Dothideomycetes; Pleosporales; Didymellaceae
Exons: 2
Coding region: 103-2244 (713 amino acids)
Source: RefSeq, a predicted model, not a curated record